Messenger RNA from Poecilia latipinna (sailfin molly), 913 nucleotides. RefSeq names its product fibroblast growth factor 1a (gene fgf1a). The record is from RefSeq and is a predicted model, not a curated record. NCBI's taxonomy places the organism in Eukaryota, Metazoa, Chordata, Actinopteri, Cyprinodontiformes, Poeciliidae. Gene Ontology annotation, molecular function: growth factor activity. The transcript is spliced from 3 exons. The coding region runs from base 29 to 505 and encodes 158 amino acids.
CUGCUGAGCCCCCCGCUGUCCCCUGAGGAUGAUGGCGGAUGAAGACGCGGUCGCGGCCGAAGAGCGAGCUUGUGACGGCGGCCCCACGCUGCGCGACUACCGGCGGCCGACGCGGCUGUACUGCAUGAACGGCGGAUACCACCUCCAGAUCCUGGCCGAUGGGACGGUGCGGGGCGAGCGGGAUGAGCGGGAUGAUCACACUGUGCUGAAGCUCAUAGCCGUGGGCAGAGGCGUCGUCGUCAUCCGGGGAAAGGCGGCAGAGCGAUACCUGGCCAUGAGCGCUGAAGGCCGUCUGUACGGCUCGUCCACAGUAACCGACGAGUGCUACUUCCUGGAGAACCUGGAGGAGAACCACUACAACACGUACAAGUCUCAGAAAUACCAGGACAGCAGCUGGUACGUCGGCCUGAAGAAGAACGGCAGGACUAAGCUGGGCCCAAGAACCCACAUCGGACAGAAGGCCAUCUUCUUCAUUCCCAGACAGCUGGAUGAUUCCUGGGAUUAGUGAGCCUCUCUAAUGACGGGAUGUGAGGAAUGUUGAGCUCUGAUGCAUGAGUAGUUUACCUCUAGAGUUUUAUCCUUCCUGUCAACUAACACGUCUGAGCAGCCUUUACUUAGCAGCUAUUUAACUCAGCUAACUGAAACACAAUCCUGAUUUCACCAAACCUUGAAUAUCAGAUAAGACCAAUUAUAAGUGGACUUUAAGAAGCGUUUUAUUUGAUAGCCUAGAAGGAAGACUGCUGACUUUGUAAUUAUCUAGCAGGAAGUCUUAAGACUCCCUCUACAGGGGCAUAAACUACAAAACAUUAUUCCAAAUAAAGCUAACUGUUCUGAAUUGUAUCAAAACAUUUUGGUGGAAAGUUGAGUGGAAGGAAGAAGUGUGGGAGAAAAAAAAAACAGGAAUAACCAAAGC